AUGGCCUUGCGCGAUUCGAGUAAACCGAAGCCGAACUACCUGAGCUCUCAACCCAAGGAGCAAGAGGAAUCGGUCUGGAAGACAAUCCUCAACCAGGAGAUGAACGACCCAGAGUGUCGGAAGGCGAAUACGGGGAUCCUCGUCGGCUUUGCCGUCUUCUUCUCUUCGAUCACUUUCUUCAAGCUCGCUGGUGACCUUCUCGUCCCUGCCUUUUAA
This is a messenger RNA of Puccinia graminis f. sp. tritici CRL 75-36-700-3, 216 nucleotides long. RefSeq lists its product as uncharacterized. The record is from RefSeq and is a predicted model, not a curated record. The transcript has a single exon. Lineage: Eukaryota; Fungi; Basidiomycota; Pucciniomycetes; Pucciniales; Pucciniaceae. Bases 1 to 216 code for a protein of 71 amino acids.